GACUCACUAUAAAACAGGGUGAUGCAACGCUCCAUCGACAACUGUAGCUUUCUUAACAGACAGAAGAGCCUUACAACCAGGAGCAGAAUAAAGGCCUUUCAACGUCUAACACAAUUUCUUCACUGAAAACAUAAUCAGUUUUUCAUAAUGAUGCUUCAGCAUCCGGGAUUCAGCCUGUCCGACAUCAGCGCGUCAGCCUUGGUACCCUGCCUGUCCCCGCCUGGAACACUCACGCUCGAGGACUUCACCAACUUCACUCCCCUGGUAAAGGAGGAGUUGAGAUACGCUAUCCAGAACAAGCGGCUGUCCAACGGACUGAGCACCGAUAUGAGCGACUGUGUGAGCUCAAGUUCAGACAGAACGUCUGAAGCUCCAAGUGUCAAGAGGGAGGAAACCCCAGAGGAAAGUGAGAGGAGGAAAAGAAGACGAGAAAGAAACAAAGUAGCUGCUGCCAAAUGUAGGAAUAAGAAGAAGGAGACAACUGACUGUCUUCAAAAGGAGUCUGAGAAACUAGAGUCAGUGAACUCUGAGCUGAAGGCCCUGAUUGAGGAGCUGAAGAACCAGAAGCAGCAGCUGGUCUACAUGCUGAACCUCCACCGGCCCACCUGCAUCGUACGGGCCCAGAACGGCCAGACCCCCGAGGAUGAGAGGAACCUGUUCAUCCAGCAGAUCAAGGAGGGUACCCUGCAGAUGGGACAGCUGGACCACCUCCACACCUCAGUGCCAACCACCUGUGGCCAUCACUGAUCCACACACUCCUGGGGGUAGUAGGGUACUACUCACUCACUCAGACAGACACUCACCGUCCUCUGGCAACUGUAUUGCACCUGCGUCAAGUGAAGGCUCUGUCGGGCCGGCAAAGCAAAGGAGCUUUGCGCGUCCCACUUCUAAACUAUGUGACUUAUGGGAUGGUGAAAAGAGAAAAGAGUGGACUGGACAGGACAAGGACGGACACCCUGUGUGCUACCUAGGGUAGGCUUGGGGUGUUCCGGCAAGUCGGGCGAAUGUCAAAGCACUAAAACAUAGAAAUACAUCCAAUGUGUUUAUUGUUUCCUUAAAUCUUUAACAUUGUUAUUCGAGGUUGAUGACUCAUUCUCUGUUUUUGUAUGAAAGCAUUAUGCCAAUAUAGUAAAGGCACAUGAUUUCACUGGUCAGUUGAGAUAGAUGCUUGUUGAGGAAAAAUACUUCUUGUUAUGACACACGAUUAAAGUGGAGAGAUAGUAAUAGCUGUGUGCUGUGUGACAUUAAUAGCUGUGUUAUUACUGUCAUAUAAGAGAAGAGGUUAUAGCUAGAAUGAAAGGCUCUUAUACAUUGUAUGAAGUGUUUGCUGUUGUGUUUAUUGAAUAUAUUCGGUAUUAGCUGUGUCUAUAGCUCACUUUCUUCCCCUUGACUUGCCUAACAAAAACCUCUGAAGCUGCUACUACUAACUCAGGAUAUACAGGUAUAGUUCAUAUCACAGGAACCCUCAUGUUAUAGGACAGUAAAGGGAGUGCAUGCAAUGACGAUUCACUUAGACAGCAUUUCAUCUAACUUACUGACAGACAAUGGCACUGUUAGCCCCGGACCUCCCUUAAUGAAAAUCAGUCAUUACAUCUCUGUAAACUGGUGUAUUCUGAAUAGGCCCUGAUUUCAUAGUGACCUGUAGUAUUUUCUCUUAAGUGUUGAAGAUAUGGUUGUGUGAUUCAUAUUAGAUUUUCUUCACCUAGAUAAAAGUGUGUAGUUACUGUAUACCAUAUAUGUAAACCAACUAACACCUCCUAUUGUCUUGUAUGUAUUAUUGAAGCUUAUAAAAUAGAACCACUAGGUAUCAGUAGCUAGAUGUCUAAGUGGAAUUAUUUAGCACUCUUCUUGUCUGAAGGUUUCACUUUAAAGUCAUGGAAGAUUACAUGAAUUGCCUCAGUGUUCGUCUGCAAUUACCAAAUCCUUAAGCCCACUGCCAAACCAGCCCCCCUCCCAUCAGUCCACAGGUUGUGCUGUGACAUCAUCACAAUACAGUUGCGCAACCAGAAACUCUGGUUAGCCUCAUUGCUCAAACAACACAUUUUUACGAUCAAUGGAAGCUUUUGUCUGUAUAUUCUGUAAUGUCUCAAAAUAAUACAUGUGUGGUUUAUGGUAAGGGACUGUUUAUUUGGGUUGGUUUGUGAGUAAACGGUUGAGAGGAAUACAGUGAAAGAGACGCAGGCGUCCAUGUGUUUUGUUUUUGUGUAGUUCAGUGUUUCAUGUUCAAACAGGCAUGCUAGUCAUGGAUGGGGUUACUACUGAGAUAAUUAAUUUGAUGGAUGACACGCCUGUUUUAUGUACUUCAAUACCUUUCUUGCUUUUCUAUUCCACCAUCCAUUUUUUUGUCUCACUUAAACAUUGCUCACUAAAAAGUAUUAUUAAAUGUGUCUGAGUGGAUGUGAAAGAUCAAAUUGUAUCAAGUCAGGUAAAACCUCACGUUGAAACAAAUUAUGUACUCAUGUCUAUUUAGUUUUUGAUACUUCGUUAAUAAAGAUAUAUAUACUUCAA
Molecule: messenger RNA, 2508 nt
Organism: Coregonus clupeaformis (lake whitefish)
Lineage: Eukaryota; Metazoa; Chordata; Actinopteri; Salmoniformes; Salmonidae
Product: cyclic AMP-dependent transcription factor ATF-3-like
Exons: 4
Coding region: 148-747 (199 amino acids)
Biological process (GO): regulation of transcription by RNA polymerase II
Cellular component (GO): nucleus
Molecular function (GO): RNA polymerase II cis-regulatory region sequence-specific DNA binding; DNA-binding transcription factor activity, RNA polymerase II-specific
Source: RefSeq, a predicted model, not a curated record